AUUUAAAUUUGCAAUGCGUUACCCACCUCAACCUAAAUUCUGUUCAUCUCUGUGGUACUGUAGUGGAAGAGGAAAACUCUAGUAUAAAUAUCUAAAUACAUAGGCACAUACUUUCAAAACUAAAUUUAUGGCUAAAUAACACCAGAGGCAUAAAAAUGCAUUUUUGUUAUUUUGGUGAACUGACUCUUUAAAAUAUGUUCAUGUGUGGUGUCUACAGGCCCAGGAAUCUGAGACACAUCCCAAAUAAUCAGAACAUUUCUCUCCUAGCUAGCCACUAUUAUAUCAAGGCAAAAUUACCAAAAAUACACCAACGUCUAAGUUUAUUUAUUUGCUCGAUUUUGUCUCCUAUUGCCAGAUUCUUUUUUUUUAAUUAUGUUUUUAUUAUGUUCAUGCCUGGAUCUUUCCUUCAGUCUCUUUGUCCAGAAUUGUAUUCUUAUUCUUUCCCACCUCUGUCUGUGUCUCUCUUCUCUGUCUGUUUGGGUCUCUCUUUCUGAAUGCAUUGUGAUUAUGCCGUAUGAGUCUUCCCUCUAAAGGGAGUUAUUGUCACGGACCUUGGGGAAAUGAGAGUUGAGGAUAUUACUCUGUGUGUUUGUGUGUGUGUGUGUGUGUGUGUGUGUAUGUGUGUGUUUCACCUCAGAAACAUUCUGAUGAUCCUGGCCAAGGAUGUAAGCCGUGUGAAAAAUAGAACCUAUUUGAAUGCCGACUCAAAUACAUUUGCUCUUACUGAGCUGCUGUGCUUCACAGACGCUUUGAGAGACUUUUGCUAGAAAGUGCCCUCUUCAGAUAGGAUGGUAAAGAAUUCAUUGAGUUAAUUUCACUCACACUCAUUUAUUUCUCCAUCUGUCUCAGGCGUCUGCACUCCAACAAUCUCCACUGUGACUGUCACCUGUCCUGGCUCUCUGAUUGGCUCAGAGCCAGACGGGGCUUGGCUCCCUUCACCCAGUGCAUGGCCCCCGCCCACAUGAGAGGCCUCAACGUCCCAGAUGUGCAGAAGAAGGAUUUUGUCUGCAAUGGUCCAGCACAGACGGAGCCGAGGACUUGCCUUCCUCAGGUUGCCGUGUGUCCACCCAGCUGCAGCUGUAACAACAACAUAGUGGACUGUCGUCGUAAAGCCCUCACUGAAAUACCAGCCAACCUCCCUGAGAGCAUCGUGGAGAUUCGCUUGGAGCAGAACUUGAUUAAAAGUGUCCCAGCAGGAGCCUUUUCUUCCUACAAGAAGCUGAAGAGGAUUGACUUGAGUAAGAACCAGAUUUCUGACAUUGCCGACGAUGCUUUCAGUGGCCUCCGCUCACUCACCUCACUGUAAGUAUGACACGUGUACAUGCCAACACACACACAUAUCCAGACAGGAAAGUAAUUGCAUUUCCAGACAUUUAGAAAAUAAAAAUAUUGUCGCUGCGGAUGUUGACAACCGGACCACAGAGCUGCGGAGCGUGCGUAAGCGCUGUAUGUGGGUCUUUGUAUUUGCUUGUGUGUGCGUGUAAUUGUGCG
Molecule: messenger RNA, 1491 nt
Organism: Anarrhichthys ocellatus (wolf-eel)
Lineage: Eukaryota; Metazoa; Chordata; Actinopteri; Perciformes; Anarhichadidae
Product: slit homolog 3 protein-like
Exons: 4
Coding region: 947-1306 (119 amino acids)
Biological process (GO): G protein-coupled receptor signaling pathway
Cellular component (GO): plasma membrane
Molecular function (GO): follicle-stimulating hormone receptor activity; protein binding
Source: RefSeq, a predicted model, not a curated record